UUAUUUUUCGCUGUAUAAUUUUUGAAGGAGUGAAUGAAUUUUAUUCAUCACGUUUUUCAGUUGAUUUUACGAAGUUUCUUAUGGGGAGCGAAAUCUUAUUUGUGAUUGGAGAUUCAGGAAAAUGAAGAGAAAACUCUGAAAACCGGUUUCCAAUGGCGGGUAAUUGCCAGCCAAUCAGAGAAGAGUCCUACCUGGAAGGUUUUCAGAGAUUCGGAGAAACCUAUCAUUCGUGUCGUGAAUAUUGAGCUGGUGUUGUGUGUGAUCCUCGAGUGUUGACAAUCUAAAUUCAAACUGCUCACUUUUCUCACGUGUUCAUUACGUUCUGAGUGAUCUAUAUUCAUUUUCAAAAUUGUUUUUUUUUGAGAGGAUACAAUGGAACAGGAUUUAAAACCAAAGAUUGAUCAGGCCUGCAGAGUAGCCGAGGAAUUCACGAAAUUGUAUUACGAGAGUUUGGAUAAAAGACGAUUUAUGAUAUCGCGGUUGUACCUGGACACUGCAAGUUUAAUCUGGAAUGGCAAUGGAACCGAAGGAAAGGACGCGAUUCAAAAGUUCUGGCUCGAUCUACCUGCAACAGACCACACCAUCACCACCCUCGAUGCUCAACCCAUCACUGGCCCAGCAGUUUCGGAUCAACUAACAUUUUUAGUUAAAGUUAGUGGCCAAGUAAAGUAUCAAGAGAAGACACCUAGAGCAUUCACCCAGAACUUCCUCAUAACCGCUGUUGGCGACAAGUGGAAAAUAGUCAGUGACUGUUUCAGGAUGCAAGAGGCGACAGAAAGCACCUGAUAACCUUCAAACCCCCAAAUUAGGAUAAUUAAUUAAUUAAUAAAUUUAAAAAAAUAAUAAAGACAUCUCUUUUGACAUAUACUUUUUAUUCUCAAUCCUAUAUCAAUGUAUAAAGCAAUAAAUUUUGUAUGAGCGAAUCA
Molecule: messenger RNA, 926 nt
Organism: Diachasmimorpha longicaudata
Lineage: Eukaryota; Metazoa; Arthropoda; Insecta; Hymenoptera; Braconidae
Gene: Nxt1
Product: NTF2-related export protein
Exons: 4
Coding region: 373-786 (137 amino acids)
Biological process (GO): poly(A)+ mRNA export from nucleus
Cellular component (GO): nuclear pore central transport channel
Source: RefSeq, a predicted model, not a curated record